Cyclocybe aegerita is the source of this 396-nucleotide messenger RNA. Lineage: Eukaryota; Fungi; Basidiomycota; Agaricomycetes; Agaricales; Hemipholiotaceae. The record is from the annotation of a GenBank genome assembly.
AUGAUCUUCAACCUCUCUAAAGUCUUCGUUGCCGUCCUGACCGCCACUGCUGUCGCUGCCUCGAAGUCUCAUGUGAAUCGGAAGCGCCAGACGGAUUUGACGGCUUGCGACUUUGUCUUCAAGCCCGACACUACCGUUGAUUCGACUACCACUGACCUCGUCCCCGAGUUUAACUAUGUAAUUGGACGUUCGCUCGCCCUCGAAACCGGAGGCGGCAUCUUCAACGAUGGAUCAAGCUUCGCUGAGAACCCAGACCAACUCUUCAGUGUCCACGACGAAGUGUCUGCCGAUGGAAAGACUCGAGAAGAGACUGCUGCCAUUAUCAAUGGAUGGGCUGGACAGACCAAGGAAGGACUUGUUGCCAACUGGUUCGUCGAGUCGGUCUCCUGCGCUUGA